CUCCUCCGUCUGAGCGUCCUGUCCGGGACUGGACCCAGAUCUGGCCCACGAAGCGUUAAUCCGCAGUGGUGUGAAGUGGGCGGGACCCAGCGGGUCCGACAUUUGUACCCUCCACUCAGCAAAGUGCGGGAGAGCGUGAGAGUUACGAGUCCGCGCGCGGAGCCGCCGUCAUGUCGCGGGUCUUAAACCUAGUCAGCGCUAAAUUUCGGGGGAAACUUCGCGUCCCUCGUCAUCUAAUCCGAACCAUCAGCUGCUCGUCCGGGAGGCCCGGGGACCACAGUGACGCGUCCACGGUUUUGGGGAAACGAUGGAAGGACACGGCGGAGACCGUCAUCAUCGGAGGAGGGUGCGUGGGCACCAGCCUUGCCUACCACCUGGCCAAGGCAGGGAUGAAGGACGUGGUUCUGCUGGAGAAGACGGAGCUGACGGCGGGAUCCACCUGGCACGCUGCCGGCCUGACGACGUACUACCACCCUGGCAUCAACCUGAAGAAGGUCCACUACGACAGCAUCAAGCUGUACGAGACGCUGGAGGCGGAGACCGGACAGGCGGUGGGGUUUCACCAGCCGGGCAGCGUGAGAAUUGCCUCCACGGCGGCUCGCGUGGACGAGAUGAAGUACCAGAUGACCCGCACGCACUGGCACGUGACGCCGCAGUACCUGAUCGGGCCGGAGAAGGUCCAGGAGCUGUUCCCUCUGCUGAACAUGGACAAGGUGCUGGCUGGUCUGUACACGCCAGGCGACGGCCACAUCGACCCGUACUCGCUGACCAUGGCGCUGGCGGCGGGAGCGCGCAUGUACGGAGCCCAGAUUUACAACCCUGCUCCCGUCACCGGGCUGAAGCCGACCUCGGACGGCAAGUGGGACGUGGAGACUCCUCACGGGACCAUACGGGCCAACCGCAUCGUCAACGCCACAGGCUUCUGGGCUCGGGAGGUGGGUAAGAUGAUUGGGUUUGAGCACCCCACCAUCCCGGUCCACCACCAGUACGUGGUGACGGCCACGGUGCCUGAGGUGAAGGCUCUGAAGAAGGAGCUGGCGGUCAUCAGGGACCUGGAGGCCUCCUACUACCUGCGUCAGGAGCGGGACGGCCUGCUGUUCGGCCCGUACGAGAAGAUGGACAAGAUGGUUCUUCAGGACUCCUGGGUCCGAGACGGCGUUCCUCCAGGCUUCGGUAAGGAGCUAUUUGAGUCGGACCUGGACAGGAUCAUGGAGCACGUGGAGAUGGCCAUGGAGAUGGUGCCGGUGCUGAAGAAAGCCGACAUCAUCAACAUUGUGUCCGGACCAAUCACGUAUACCCCAGACCUGCUGCCCAUGGUGGGACCACACCACGGUGUGAGGAACUACUGGACCGCCAUCGGAUUUGGGUACGGGGUCAUUCACGCCGGCGGUAUUGGAAAGUUCUUGAGCGACUGGAUCAGAAAUGGCGAGCCUCCGUAUGACCUCAUCGAGUGCGACCCUAACCGUUACGGGAAGUGGACCGACGUGCCGUUCAUGUGUGCAAAAGCUCGAGAGUCGUACGGCUACAACAACGUGGUCGGCUACCCCAAAGAGGAGCGGUUCGCCGGCAGACCCACCAGUCGGACCAGCGGACUGUACGAUGUCCUGAAGGACAAGUGCUCCAUGGGCUUCCACGCUGGCUGGGAACAGCCUCACUGGUUCUACAAACCAGGUGAUGACACAGGAUACAAACCCAGUUUCCGCCGGACAAACUGGUUCGGACCGGUGGGCCGCGAAUGCAAGCUGGUGAUGGAGAAGGUGGGGGUGAUCGACUUGACGCCAUUCGGGAAGUUCAUGGUGAAAGGAAAAGACUCGGUCAAGCUGCUGGACCGGCUGUUUGCCAACACCAUGCCCAAGGUGGGACAGACCAACAUCAGCCACAUGUUGACCCCUGCAGGGCGAGUCUUCGCGGAGGUCACCAUCACUCAGCUGGCGCCGGGCGAGUUCAUGCUGCUCACAGGCUCCGGGUCAGAGCUGCACGACCUCAGGUGGAUACAGGAUGAAGCUGCUAACGGUGGAUACGACGUGGACAUCACCAAUGUGACGGAUGAGCUGGGCGUGAUUGGCAUUGCUGGGCCCAACGCUCGCAAGGUCCUGCAGAAGAUCACCUCAGAGGACAUGAGCGACGGCACCUUCAAGUUCCUGCAGUGCAAGUCCAUCCAGCUGGCUGGCGCCCCGGUCAGAGCCAUCCGGAUCUCCUACACCGGGGAGCUCGGCUGGGAGCUCUACAUGGACCAGAAGAACAUGGCCGCCGUCUAUAGCGCCAUCAUGGAGGCGGGAAAAGACGAAGGAAUCGACAACUUUGGCACGUACGCCAUGACAUCACUCAGACUGGAGAAGGGCUUCAGAGCCUGGGGGGCCGAGAUGAACUGUGACACCAACCCUCUGGAGGCAGGUCUGGACUACUUCAUCAAGCUCAACAAGCCCGCAGACUUCAUUGGCAAAGCAGCGCUUCAGGAAAUCAAGGCGAAAGGUCUGAGGAGGAAGCUGUCCUACCUCAGCCUGGAAACUCUGGACAUCGACCCCGAAGGCAACGAGACUGUGUGGCACGAGGGGAAGGUGGUGGGCAACACCACGUCCGGCGCCUACAGCUACAGCAGCCAGCAGAGUCUGGCGUUUGCCUACCUCCCGCUGGACUUGUGCUCGGUGGGUCAAAAGGUGGAGGUGGAACUGCUGGGCAGGAAGUACCCGGCCAUGGUGAUUCAGGAGCCGCUGGUCCUCACCGAGCCCACCAGGACUCGCCUGCAGAAGAAAGCCAAGAGCAAAGCAUAAGCUGAGGUUCUGGAUCAGAACCUGGACUGCUGAGUUCUCGAAGUUUGCUGAGGUUCCUCCUCUGUCACGGACAUUUGAAGUCCUGACAGCAUCCGUUACCUUUGAGCUACUGCGACUUGAAGCUGACCUCUUACAGUGUAAUUCUCUCCGGUAAUUGUUUACAGUUUGUACUGUUUUAGACACGUGUGCUGCUGAAUUCUCAAAUUUGUACAAAGAUUUCUUUUUUUUAAAUAGCUUUUUUAACGAAAUAUCAUUUAAUGGGAUCAAAUGAUUAAAGGAUUUACACUUGUCA
Synchiropus splendidus (mandarinfish) is the source of this 3063-nucleotide messenger RNA. It is a transcript of the gene dmgdh, whose product is annotated as dimethylglycine dehydrogenase. The transcript is spliced from 16 exons. Gene Ontology annotation, molecular function: protein binding; oxidoreductase activity. Gene Ontology annotation, cellular component: mitochondrion. The record is from RefSeq and is a predicted model, not a curated record. The coding region runs from base 171 to 2771 and encodes 866 amino acids. Lineage: Eukaryota; Metazoa; Chordata; Actinopteri; Syngnathiformes; Callionymidae.